ACAUAAAUAUAUUUUUGGUAACGAAUGCGUAGUUACCUACCAAAGAGCAAAAUGAAUUUACUUAAUUGAGGAAUUGUACAGGAGUACCUGUCAUCGAAUUUAGACACCAAAAAAACAUAGUUACAAAACUAACGGUGUCGGUGAUCCCCAAUUAUCUCCGAUAAAGCAAGCUACAAACAAAUCAGAAUCCGAUUUGAGAACGGUCGGAUCGGACCCGAAUGGCGGCGUCGAGGCGGCUACGGGAUUUGCAAUCGCAAGCGGGGAACAAGGUCUGCGUGGACUGUUCGCAGAAGAAUCCGCAAUGGGCGUCGGUGUCGUACGGCGUGUUCAUGUGCCUAGAGUGCUCCGGCAAGCACCGCGGCCUCGGCGUCCACAUCUCCUUCGUCCGAUCCGUCACCAUGGACUCCUGGUCCGAGAUCCAGAUCAAGAAAAUGGAGUCCGGCGGCAACGAGCAGCUCAACUCGUUCUUCGCGCAGUACGGGAUCGCUAAAGAGACCGAUAUCGUGACCAAGUACAACACCAACGCCGCCAGCGUUUACAGGGACCGAAUCCAGGCCCUGGCCGAAGGGAAACCCUGGCGGGACCCGCCGGUCGUGAAGGAGAGCACCGGAUUCGGCAAAUCGAAGCCGCCGUUGAGCGGCGGCAGGAACGGUAGUUAUGGGAGCAAUGGAGGCGGAGGCGGAGGCGGAGGAGGAGGGUGGGAUAGUUGGGAUACCGACGAUGGAUUUAGAUCUUCUAGCGAUAUGAGGAGAAACCAGUCGACGGGCGAUGUUAGAGGCGCCGGAGGCAUUGGCGGUGGGCCCGUGAGAUCGAAAUCGACCGAGGAUAUCUACACGCGGGCGCAGUUGGAGGCGUCAGCGGCCAAUAAGGAGACUUUCUUUGCGCGAAAGCGGGCCGAGAACGAGUCCCGCCCCGACGGGCUUCCGCCGUCGCAAGGCGGCAAGUAUGUCGGGUUUGGAUCCACACCUCUGCCUUCUUCCCAGAGGAAUGACGCUCAGGGAGAUGUCUUUUCCGUUGUUUCUCAGGGGUUUGGUAAGCUAUCUUUGGCUGCUGCUGCCGCGGCGCAGUCGGCUGCCACCGUUGUCCAAGCUGGUACAAAAGAGAUCUCUACUAAGGUGAAGGAUGGCGGUUAUGAUCACAAGGUAAAUGAAACUGUAACUGUUGUCACUGCAAAGACAUCAGAGAUUGGACAGAAGACAUGGGGGAUCAUGAAGGGGGUCAUGGCAAUGGCUUCUCAGAAGGUUGAAGAGUACACUAAAGAAGGCAUUAACUGGAAGACUGAUAACUGGCAACGAAAUGAUAGUGAGACGAAUGGAUAUUAUCAAGAGUUUAAACAGGAGAACAAAGGAUGGAAUUCUUCACCUGGAGGAGGGCAGUCGUCAUCAACUGGGCACAAUUCUUACAGUUCAAGUUCUUGGGAUGAUUGGGACAGCAAAGACAAUAGGAAGGAAGAAUCAACGAAGGGAGCAGCAUCUCAUAACAGUGAUGGUUGGGCUGGCUGGGAUGAUGCCAAAGAUGAUGGAUUUGAUAAUUUCUACCAGAGUGCCUCAGAUAAGAAAGCUGUUGGUCACAAUGGGAAACCAGAUUCAACUUGGACGGGGGGAGGAUUUCUCUAAGGUGGAAUCAUCUCACAAUUUUACCAAAUUCUCGGUUUACCCGUAUACGGUGGACAAAAAUUAUAGUAGUGUUCAAACUAGUGACUGGUAAGGGAAAUUCCAAAGAUGAUGAAUAUGAAAAUUAGAAUUCAGCUGAUGGAAAAUUGGUUGUGAUUGGGUCAUAUCCCAUGUGGAUAGGUGAUAUGCUUUUCCAAGGUUAGCAUAUUUCAGCAAGUCUCUUCUAUUUUCUUUUUAUGUUCUAAAUCUUUUAAAAGUUUUAUGUUAUUUCUGGGGGACAUCUUGUCUGUUUGAGAAUAGUUUAUAUCUGUACAACUGUAUUCAGGAAAGGGUAAUUGCCCAUUCAAAAGAGGACUGCUGUCUGUGUGUGAAGAAACAUUAUUUGUUGACUUGAAAGUCCAAAGUUGCUUUUGAUUUGUAAUGACUAAUUGUUCCCUCAA
Quercus robur (English oak) is the source of this 2053-nucleotide messenger RNA. RefSeq names its product probable ADP-ribosylation factor GTPase-activating protein AGD6. Gene Ontology annotation, biological process: vesicle-mediated transport. Bases 219 to 1616 code for a protein of 465 amino acids. NCBI's taxonomy places the organism in Eukaryota, Viridiplantae, Streptophyta, Magnoliopsida, Fagales, Fagaceae. The record is from RefSeq and is a predicted model, not a curated record. Gene Ontology annotation, molecular function: GTPase activator activity. The transcript is spliced from 5 exons.